Fusarium subglutinans is the source of this 780-nucleotide messenger RNA. RefSeq names its product phospholipase C. Gene Ontology annotation, molecular function: phosphatidylinositol-4,5-bisphosphate phospholipase C activity. The coding region runs from base 1 to 780 and encodes 259 amino acids. Gene Ontology annotation, biological process: lipid metabolic process; phosphatidylinositol-mediated signaling. The record is from RefSeq and is a predicted model, not a curated record. Lineage: Eukaryota; Fungi; Ascomycota; Sordariomycetes; Hypocreales; Nectriaceae. The transcript has a single exon.
AUGCCGAAUCAUAUUUUCUCACUCUCGGAGAAUGCAGCCUUUGCGAUUCAGAGACGCAUGCCAAAGGCUCUGUUCUCCCAUAACAGACAGUUUCUCAUGCGGACUUAUCCUCAUGGUAUGCGGUUUGACUCGUCCAACUACGAUCCCGUCAUUUUCUGGCGAGCUGGUGUCCAGGUCGUGGCUCUCAACUGGCAAUCAUGGGAUCUGGGGAUGGUGCUUAAUGAAGGCAUGUUUAUGGGCUCAGAUGGAUAUGUUCUUAAGCCCAAGGGAUAUCGUCAUGACCCGAGCCAACAGCACGGCAUCGAGGAGUUUCACAUUCCUAGCAAGACGUUGGAAAGGCUAGCUAUCACAAUCAUCGCAGCACAGAACCUCCCUUUACUCGACCGACAUGAUGAUCCCGCCAAGUUUAUUCCGUACGUCAAAAUUGGCCUUCACACGGAGCCAGAUGCCCUCUCAGCGAUAGUAGAUGAGAAUGCUACUCCCGAGGAAGUCAAGCAGAUUGGGUACAGCGGCGAAACAGGUAAAAGCAAAGGCACCAGUCCAGACUUUGGAGGUGAGACGAUUGAGUUCCUCAACGUCGAUGGUGUUGUUCCGGAAUUGGCUUUCCUUUCAUUCAGGGUCAUGAAUGAUGUACCUGGGCCCGAUGUCAUGACAGCUUGGGCUUGUGUUCGUUUGGAUAGGUUGAGGCUUGGAUAUCGCUUUUUGAGGUUGCUGGAUAAAGAGGGUAUGCCGAGCAAGGGUAUUUUGUUGACGAAGAGUGAGAUCAGGGAAGCCUUGUAG